UAUGUAAACCAGGCUGGCUUGGAACUUACAGAGAUCCACCUACCUCUUCCUCUGGAGUGCGGAGAUCGAAGGUGUAUGCCACCAUACCGGGCUUUUGUAACUUUUGCAGUCUGUAUGUAGGAGACAUGUGUAUCUUGGCAUUUGAGACAUAGAAUUGUAUCAGUUCUGUCUUAAAGCUCAAGCUCUUACUCUUUUUGAGACUGUUUCAUGUUGAUAAGGCUUGCUUUGAACUCACUGUGUAGCUCAGGUUGGCCAGCCUGUUGUUUACCAGUCCUUGUUUAAACUUGGCAUUUAUAUCUCUGAGCAAGCUCUGGCUUAAAAGUCUCCUGACUGGUUGAAAUUCUACUUACUUAGUAAGUGUAUCAGUUGGGAAUUAUGCUAACGAUUUAAUUAACAAACAUGUUUAGCAGGAUGCAUUAUGGAUUAGUUAAAGGUGAGGCAAUUGAAUCUAGUCCCUUUCGUGGAAAAGGCCAUGUGACUCAUGGGCCAAGCCCUCUUUCUGAGUGAGCCCUUCUCACCGAGUCUUGUUUUUUCCUCCCAGAUUUUGGAAGUCCCUUGUCUUCAUAUUGCCGGGAUGGACGUCUUGCUCAACUGAGCCACUCACCCGAUGGAGAUGGAACGACUGCCCUCAUGCUGACUCAGAUCUGAAUCACAGCCCAGGGGAGCCUGGCUGCCUUGUUUGUGCACAGACCAUAUCCUUGACGGAGCUUCCCCCAGCUCUGGCAUAUACACAUCCCUCUGAACUUAGAGCUGCUCUAGUUUUGAAGCCCAGGGCUCCUGGAGGUUUGAGUGGUGUCUCACAAGUGGCCUUAUUCUAACUCCAGAGACUCCUCAGCAGACAGCUGGAUCGUCCUUCCUGUCAGACCCUGAAGUGGAGGCCAGCAUGCCAACUCAAUCCCUCCUCGUGUACAUGGAUGGGCCGGAAGUCAUUAGCAGCUCCCUAGGCACCCAGAUGGAGGUGGAUGACGCUGUGUCCAUCAGAGGGCCGGCUGCAGUCCCCUUCCGAGCUGCACAGGACAAGAGCAUGACCCCAGUGGAAGGGCACAUGGCCCUGGACUGCAUGUUCUGUAGCCAGGCCUUUUCCCAUGCAGAAGACCUCAGUCAGCAUGUGCUCAUGCAGCACCGGCCCACCCUCUGUGAGCCGGCUGUCCUGCGAGUGGAGGCCGAAUACCUGAGUCCCCUCGAUAAAGGCCAGAUACCAACAGAAGUAUCGAAGGAGAAGAGCAGCAAAGAAAACGAGGAGUUGAGCUGCGAUGUGUGUGGGCAGACAUUCCCAAUGGCUUUUGAUGUUGAGAGUCACAUGAAGAAACACAAGGACUCCUUCACCUAUGGGUGCAGCCUAUGUGGGAGAAGAUUCAAGGAGCCGUGGUUCCUGAAGAACCACAUGCGGACACACAAUGGCAAGUCUGGCACCAGGAGCAAGCUGCAGCAGGGUCUGGAGAGCCCUGUCACCAUCAAUGAAGUGGUUCAGGUGCAUGGAUCUGGGAGCAUCUCCACUCCCUAUAAGAUCUGUAUGGUUUGUGGCUUCCUCUUCCCAAAUAAGCAGAGCCUCAUUGAGCACAGCAAGGUUCAUGCCAAAGAAACCGCCCCCAGUGCCAGCAGCACAGCCCCUGAUGACCAGCAAGAGGGACCCACGUCCUCGAAGGAAGAGCUGCUGCAGUUUUUGAACUUGAGACCCAGAUCAACUUCAGAGACUAUAGUGAAGCCCAUGACCUGUAUACCUCAGCUUGACCCAUUCACCACCUACCAGGCAUGGCAGCUGGCUACCAAAGGAAAAGUGGCCGUUGCCCAAGAAGAGGUGAAAGAGUCAGGCCAGGAAGGAAGCACGGACAAUGAUGAUUCAUGUUCAGAGAAAGAGGAACUUGGAGAAAUAUGGAUUGGGGGUAAGUCAGAAGGUUCUGGGAAGUCCAAAACAAAUAGAAGCAGUUGUCCAGGCCUCUCGCAAGACAAAGAGAAGCCUAGACACGCCAACAGUGAAGUGCCUUCUGGGGACGGUGAUCCCAAGUUGCCCAGCAGCAAGGAGAAGCCCACACACUGCUCAGAGUGCAGUAAAGCCUUCAGGACCUACCACCAGCUUGUCCUGCACUCCCGAGUACACAAGAAGGACAGGAGGGCCGAUGCCCCAUCGCCCACCAUGUCUGUGGAUGGAAGGCAGCCUGGGACUUGCUCCCCAGACUUCGCCACCACUCUGGAAGACAGUGGGGCUGUGGACCGAGAAGGGGGCUCUGAAGACUGGUCUGAGGAUGGCCUUCCCGAAGGGCUCCAUUUGGAUAAAAAUGACGAUGGAGGAAAAGCAAAGCCCCUCACGUCCUCGAGAGAGUGUAGUUACUGUGGGAAGUUUUUCCGUUCAAACUAUUACCUCAAUAUUCAUCUCAGAACGCAUACAGGUGAAAAACCGUACAAAUGUGAAUUCUGUGAGUAUGCUGCAGCCCAGAAGACAUCUCUCAGGUACCACUUGGAGAGACACCACAAGGAUAAGCAGCUGGUGGAUGCUGCAGCUGAGUCCAAGAGUGAAGGCCGGAGCCAGGAGCCGCAGGAUGCACUAGUAACGGCCGACAGUGCACAGACCAAAAAUUUAAAGCGAUUUCAUGAUGGUGCCAAAGAUGUUAAGGGCAGCCCACCUGCCAAGCAGCUUAAGGAGACAACUUCUGUGUUUCAGAGUGUUCUGGGCAGUGCUGUCCUCUCACCAGCACACAACGAUACUCAGGAUUUCCAUAAAAAUGCAGCCGAUAGUGGUGAGAAAGUGCGAAAGAGUCCUGCCCCUGCUUAUCUGGACAUGCCCAAAAAGAGAGCAGCAGGUGAACCUCAGGCCAGCAGCCCUGCCUGCAAACUCGAGGGGAUUGGGCCCCUAGCCUGGGAAACUGGCCACAGGGACAAGAUGGAUCGGGAGGCUGACUGCCAGGACAGGCCCUUGAAUCUGUCCCUCGGGGCGCUCCACGCCUGUCCUGCAAUCUCUCUGAGCAGGUGUCUCAUCCCCAGCAUCGCCUGUCCCUUCUGUACUUUCAAGACCUUUUAUCCGGAAGUCCUGAUGAUGCACCAGAGACUGGAGCACAGGUAUAACCCAGACACACACAAGAACUGCAGUAGCAAGUCUGUGCUGAGGAACAGGCGGACGGGAUGCCCUCCUGCCUUGCUGGGCAAGGAUGUACCUCCCCUGGCUGGUUUGCACAAGCCCAAGGCCAAGUCUGCUUUCUCAUCACAAGCCAAGUCCCUGCACCCAGAGAAGAUUCGGCAGGGGAUCUCGGGUCCAAGCAAAGCUCCCCAGACUUCAGGACCAGACAACAGCACUUUAGCCCCAAGUAACCUGAAGUCGCACAGGUCACAGCCCAGUGCCGGGGGUCCUGGCACCACCAGACAGCAACAGUCAGAGCUGUUUCCCAAAGGUGGCAUCUGUGCUGCUACGGAUAAGGUGAAACGACCUGAGCUGAAACUGAAGACGACCCCGUCAGCUGCCCCUUCUCAGUGCCCCCUCAGCAGCAGCAGUGGCAACGGUUCCAGUGAGUACCCUGUGAAAGUUGAUGGCCCAUGGGUACAGCACCCAGGGAGAGACUAUUACUGCCAUCGCAGUGCUGGCAGUGCCACAGCAGAGUUCACGGAGCCACUUCCCAAAAGACUCAAGUCCAGUGUGCUGUCCCCAGACUCAGAGCACCCUGGGCCCAAUGGCAGAAGGGGCUUCGAGUUCCCCAAGUACGUGGUCAGGAGCAUCACCUCCUUGUUACCAGAGUGUGUGUGCCCACCGCCUGUGCUGCCCCCUAAAACCCGUUUCCUGAGCCCCGGGGAGGUGGAGUCGCCUAAUGUGCUGACUGUGCAGAAGGCCUACAGUGCUCCUGGACCGUUGUACACCUGUGGACCUGUGGGACAUACAGGAGCCAGCCCAGCCCUUGAAGGAAAGAGGCCAGUAUCGUACCAGCACCUGUCCAACAGCAUGCUGCAGAAGAGAAGCUAUGAGAAUUUUAUUGGAAAUACACAUUAUCGACCAAAUGACAAAAAGUCUUGAUUCCUGAUUUUGGGGGGGAAAGGUCUCUGGAUGCAAGUACACAUUUCCCUUGGAAUCACUUUGGUUCACCUUUCGAGCACGUGAGAGCUGUUGAACAAGCUGUGACUGGAUUGUACAUAACACCCUACAGGGACAGAGAAGGAACACUACAUUCUAAAGUUCUGUUAACUUCUGUACCAAAUAGCAAUAAAAACUAAUGGGAGCGAUUGGGCUGUGCACAAACGGGGACUGCAAGUCUAUUUUGUCCCUAAAUAUUUUUUUAAAAGAAUUGACCAAAUAUGUUUUUGUAUACUUGAGCGCUGCUGAAAAGAAAUUCUUGGGGGGGGGGGGGGGGGGGGGUGGGUGUUGUAACGCUUGCACCUCAGGUAACUGUAAAUGCCUACGUUGUAAACUCGCUUAAGUACUGUGCGUUUCUUUCCCUCAAGGGGCUCAGUGAUUUGAGCCUUUUCUCCUUCUUUAUGCUUUUUCAUUUAAAACAUGUUUUAAAGCAAAUUCUCACUGACCUGUAUUAUGUCGAGUUCUCCACAGUCUAUUGUUUGUCUUGACAGAAUCGUUGAUGGAAGUAUUGACACUCUGAAGAUGUGCUGUGCAUCUUGAGGUCAGCAGGGCUGAACCUGGCUCCUUUUAGUAUGGCUGUUAGCAGCUAGUGUGUACAGGUUGUCCUGGAACCCCCAGCAUCCUGCCCUGGGGAUGGCGUGUGGUAUUUUUGAGCCAGUGUUCCUACAGAGAAGCUGCCUCUGUAGAGUGGCCAAUGUUGAAGGACAAGCCAGGCUCCGAAGGGAGCGAUCUCACUUCUUCAUUUCUGCUGGAAGAUUCCGUUUCUCGGGGAGUUG
Molecule: messenger RNA, 4830 nt
Organism: Acomys russatus (golden spiny mouse)
Lineage: Eukaryota; Metazoa; Chordata; Mammalia; Rodentia; Muridae
Gene: Znf217
Product: zinc finger protein 217
Exons: 5
Coding region: 884-3997 (1037 amino acids)
Biological process (GO): regulation of DNA-templated transcription
Cellular component (GO): nucleus
Molecular function (GO): DNA-binding transcription factor activity, RNA polymerase II-specific; RNA polymerase II cis-regulatory region sequence-specific DNA binding
Source: RefSeq, a predicted model, not a curated record